Molecule: messenger RNA, 1023 nt
Organism: Varanus komodoensis (Komodo dragon)
Lineage: Eukaryota; Metazoa; Chordata; Lepidosauria; Squamata; Varanidae
Gene: ARMC12
Product: armadillo repeat containing 12
Exons: 6
Coding region: 1-1023 (340 amino acids)
Cellular component (GO): nucleus
Source: RefSeq, a predicted model, not a curated record
AUGAAGUAUUCAGAGCUGGUAACAACUAAAAACGUAGUGUGUGCAGCUACAGGAGCUGGAGCCAUCUUCCUGGUGGCCAAAACCAUCAUGGCAGGGAUCAAGUGCCCGCCUUACAACCCAGAGCCCGUCCCCUUAGUAACCAGACUUUCCCAGUCCCAGCAUAAUAAACCUGUAAUGGACUCUGGAGAACUCAAGGGACUCCUGGCCACCCUAAGUCCAAGAUUAGAUGACUACUGCAAGAAUAUGGUACUCCACAGCAUCACGCGGUGUGUUUAUCUACUGGAUGCAGAGGCAUCUGCAUGUACCUACGAGGACAUCAAACUGGUGGCUUCAUUCCUGGAUGAUCCAGACAUGGGCAUUAAGAUUCAGACACUACAUGCCCUCAAGGCCUUCACUGGCAUCUGGAAGUUUAGAAUUAAAAUUCAGGAGUUUAUCCCUAAAGUUCUUGAAAUAAUUAGCAACAUAUGGGACAACGAUGUGCACAUUGCCGGACUCAGGUUACUGAAUGGGCUGCCACUGCCAGAUCACACACACGCAUUGCUGAAAAAAUGUGUGCCUCCUUUAAUGGAAAUCCUGCAGAUGGGAAACACCUUGGCCCAGGUACAGGUUCUAAAAUAUCUCAGCAUGCUGGCCCAGAAGGAAGACCUGUUAUUUGGCAUCAUGAACUGCCAGGUACACCCUGAAUUCCUCAACCUCUUCCAGCCUUCCCAACCUGGGAACCUCCUCUUUGAGCUGCUGCUGUUCAUGGAACGGCUUUGUGAGGGUCGCCUGACACCCCACUACCAGUCAGUGCAUUGGCAGUACAAUGAGUCUUCUCUCCAUGAAGUCGUCUUUGGAGAGGAUUCCCGCCUAGCUGACAGUCUUCUCUCCCUCAUCAUUCAUCCUGAGGAAGGCGUGCAGAUCCAGGCCUGCAGGGUCAUCCUGAAACUCCAGUUGAAUGAGGGGAAGAUUGCUGGCAUCCACCCCUCUGACCCCACCUUCAGCAGCUUCUUCUGUGACUCCAUGGCUGAACCUAUGCAUUAA